UAUGCAGAACUUGCGAGCUCUUCUGGUCCUUGCUCUUGCAAAAGCUGUGUUCGGGUUUUAUUUUGAAGACAAUUACAGUCAUGUGUAUAAGUACCAGGCAACCUCUGACAUGAUCGGGAUGCACAAUGUCACUACUGUUGUACAGUUUCGAGUCCAGUCAGUGAACACCAGUCUGUCCCAUGGUCCAUUAAAUGUGUUGUAUAUUGAUAGUUUUGUCCAGUUUACAGAACAAGGAUACUAUCAAGAAAACCCAAAGAAGUGGGAUUUGAGCAAAGCGUUUCUGUUUCAAAUCUUACCAUCAGGCCUUGUGGAUUUGAUCCACGUUCAUAAAGAAGAUCAUGAUGAAGUUGUCAUGAUUAAGAAGGUUCUAGCAAGCACAUUUUCCGCUAACGUUCGGGUUGACUUUGAAGGUGACACAGUAUCUUAUACAUCAAACGAAAUGGACCAUGCAGGUGUGUUAACUCACAAUUAUGAAGUACAGCGGACACCAUCCGGGAUGAUCGUCCGGAGACGUCACACCAGUGAUGAAGAUGUGAAACGCCACCAUGACAAGGAUCUCCACUAUAAUCCUGAAGGUACACUCCAUCAUUUUUCAGCAGUUGACACUGUCACUCUGUCUGGUCCACCAAACUCAAUUUCAAGUUGA
Molecule: messenger RNA, 646 nt
Organism: Octopus bimaculoides (California two-spot octopus)
Lineage: Eukaryota; Metazoa; Mollusca; Cephalopoda; Octopoda; Octopodidae
Biological process (GO): lipid transport
Molecular function (GO): protein binding; lipid carrier activity
Source: RefSeq, a predicted model, not a curated record